CGAACGCCGGUCGUCAGUUGUCUCGCACCCCUCGCCGUGAAAAGACGCGUUCAACCAUCGCUCAAGUGUUAGUUUCUCACGAAAUAAAGCUCUCUCCGCCGUGAGUGCCAUAUUCGCAUUGUGUUAAGUGAAAACGCGUGCAGUGAACAUACAAUUUGCUUUUUUUAAUCACGGGAUGCUAAACUUGUGUGCAAUUAGACGGACGAAGCUUACAGCAGUAACCAGUGACUAAUGCGGUGGUUGGGUUGGCGAGGAUGCGCGAAGAGGAGCUCGAGGUAGCCCUCAAGGUGGUGAUCGUUGGCGAUGGAGGUGUCGGCAAGUCCAGCAUGAUCCAGCGCUACUGCAGGGGCACCUUCACCAGGGACUAUAAGAAGACUAUUGGGGUCGACUUUCUUGAACGACAGAUUGAAAUUGACGGCGAGGACGUCCGGCUAAUGCUAUGGGACACAGCAGGGCAGGAGGAAUUCGAUGCCAUCACGAAGGCGUACUACCGCGGCGCACACGCUUGUGUCCUUGCCUUCUCCACGACAGACCGGGAUUCGUUUCUCGCGCUGCACUCAUGGAAAUUAAAGGUGGAGAACGAAUGCGGGGAAAUUCCCACGAUAAUAGUUCAAAAUAAAAUAGAUCUGAUGGACCAGUGCGUCGUCGGGCCAGAUGAGGCGGAACUAGUGGCGCGAGCACUCGGCUGUAGAUUGAUGCGGGCGUCGGUAAAGGAAGACGUCAACGUGGGGGCUGUCUUCAGGGCACUCGCAGCUCGAUGUCUAGCCGACAUGAGGCGGGAAGACGCUGCUGCUGAAAACGGGCUGGCACUUAACGUCGCCCCUGUUAUAGGUAACUUUACAAAUCAUAACAGCAACGGCACGAUCCUACUGCGACCGACAAAACACCGGCCCGGGGGUAAGAAGAAGAACGUACUCAAGAACGCCUGUAGGAUAUUGUGAGCGCCAUACAUUGCAGUUUCCUAACGGAAAACGCAGUGGACUUUAUCCAAGUGAUAAUUAAUCAACAUCAAUAGUUUAUUUUUGGACAUUCCCGUAAUGAGUGUAAAGGUGACUGCGCAUUCGUAACAUACGCGCCGAAGCUGAUGACGUCAUCAACAUUUUCGUAUUCUAAAUGAAAUUGCUUAUAUUUGUCAACCAUUUUGCGAGGCGAAUGCCAAAAUACGUUUCACUUCCAACAAAACUUUUUUUUUUAAUUCUUCGAUUGAUUUCGAAAUUCUAAAAAAUAUUUUGCAAGAAAUAGAGAACAAUACUGCAAUGUGUUUCCGUUAGCGCCAUCAGCAAAUAACAACUUCCAAUAAUAUAUUAAUGUAAAUAGUAGUAGCAUUGUAUAAACAUUUUGCAUGUGCAAUCAAUUUAGAUAUUUAGUACAUAAGUAGUUAGCACUCUAUAUACUUGCUAUAAGUGGAGUUUCUUCUUAUAUUUUAUAAGCUUCGUUAU
Hyposmocoma kahamanoa is the source of this 1439-nucleotide messenger RNA. RefSeq names its product ras-related protein Rab-23 (gene Rab23). Gene Ontology annotation, molecular function: GTP binding; GTPase activity. The coding region runs from base 255 to 941 and encodes 228 amino acids. Lineage: Eukaryota; Metazoa; Arthropoda; Insecta; Lepidoptera; Cosmopterigidae. The record is from RefSeq and is a predicted model, not a curated record. The transcript has 6 exons.